Messenger RNA from Patiria miniata (bat star), 2670 nucleotides. RefSeq names its product neuronal acetylcholine receptor subunit alpha-10-like. Gene Ontology annotation, molecular function: transmembrane signaling receptor activity; extracellular ligand-gated monoatomic ion channel activity; neurotransmitter receptor activity. Gene Ontology annotation, cellular component: membrane; neuron projection; synapse. The coding region runs from base 1 to 1518 and encodes 505 amino acids. The record is from RefSeq and is a predicted model, not a curated record. Gene Ontology annotation, biological process: chemical synaptic transmission; regulation of membrane potential; nervous system process. The transcript is spliced from 6 exons. Lineage: Eukaryota; Metazoa; Echinodermata; Asteroidea; Valvatida; Asterinidae.
AUGCUGUAUUUACAAUUCAAAAACUGCGCUCUUAUUAAAAAAAACCACCUGACGUCAAUCUUACACCUUUUUUGUAGAGUGCUUCGUUACUUAUUUUUGAACCUACAAUAUUCUUUUACGAUACAUUGUUUUAGGAAAGUCUUUUCUGCAUCAUCGGCAGAGCAGAAUACAUUCCAAUUUGUCCAUGUCCACGAUGAGGUGAAGCAGCAACUAUCAGUUAACGUCUGGCUACGAAUGAGUUGGAAAGACGAGUUUCUAACGUGGAAUCCGGCAAAAUUUAAUAAUACUUCGGUGGUGCGGAUACCAGCGACCAUGCUUUGGAAACCUGAUAUAGUCUUGUACCAGAGCGUGGACCAGGACCCACUCAGCGGGGACCUGGGCCUCUCCUGCGUGGUCCACUCAGACGGGAAAAUCGAGUUCAACACCCCAUACAUCUUCAUCAGCUACUGCAAGGUAGACCUGACCUACUACCCCUUCGACACACAGCGCUGCCCACUCAAAUUCGGCUCCUGGUCCUACGACGAGACGGGGGUGGACAUCGUGCUGUCCCGACCCGAGCCCGAGCUGGCCAACUACCAGCCUAACGGGGAGUGGGACCUGUUAGAUAUGACGGUGGCAAACCACAAGAUCAAAUACACCUGUUGUGAACACAAGUUCCCGGACGUAGAGUACACCUUGGUCAUCGAACGUAAGCCUGAGUUCUACGUAGCCAACAUCAUCCUGCCUUACGUUCUCAUCUCUAUCUUGUCCAUCUUUGUCUUCUACCUGCCUCCUGAGUCUGGAGAGAAGAUGAAUCUCUCCAUCACCACCAUGCUGUCACUGAUUGUCUUCAAUGAGUUGGUUAUCACUACCAUACCACCAGCAUCAGAUGGGACGUUUCCUAUCAUGGGAAAAUACUUCGUGGUCAUGAUUGCCGUGGUCGGUAUGUCCGUCCUCAUGUCUGUCUGGGUGCUUCAUCUUUACCACAAGGAGCAGAACAGCGUCCCCAUGCCUCCCUUCCUACGUCAGCUCAUCUUCGGCUGGCUGGCCCGGGUAGUAGGCAAAUGCAAGUACCGCUCACACCUCACCAAGAACAAAGUCAAGGAUAAGUACCACACGCGCGGUAUCAACAAGCGCAAGUUCCAUGGUCAGGACAAUGGGUUGCUGACCAAAGUCCGGUGUUUUCCGCACUACCUGAACAACGACAGCACGACCUCGGUCAAGGAGAACCUGAGCGACGAUUUCACAAACGGAAGUGAGGAGAUGACAUUGGAAGGUACAGUGGAGAUGAUUGAACUGGGCAGUGAUCACAAGCCCAGCAGGGUCACGCUGCGGCUUGAGCGAGAGGUCAGCGAGUUGGCCCGGUGCGUGGACUACCUGACAGACCGGAAACGGACCAAAGAUGCAGACGAGGACUUCGCCCGUGAGUGGAGGGACGCGGCCGCCGUGGUGGACCGCGCGCUUCUUAUCAUCUUCACGCUCGUCAACAUCACAUUGCCUCUAUUUUUUAUUCUCUCUGCCACUGGCAGAUUUACAUAACAUUAGAGUGGUAUAUUUCUUUGAACUAUUUUUCAUAUAAUUAUCUGUGUGAGUAUUUGCUGGAUGUGCUCAGAUUUGAAUUCAAUGAUGCUCAUAUUUCUCGAAUCAAGGAGAGAGGAAAACGCCGAAUUAUCAAGAAAAGAUGGACAUUUUCUCCCUUUUGCCUAUCUUCACGUCUGAUUGAGUAAAAAUUAGGUCUACCGAUUGUAAGUUAUAUUGAUUGAUGAUAUCGAUUUUCAUACACAAAUUCGGUGAGUGAAAAUGACUCCACGAGACCCGAUAUUUGGAAAUAUAUCCAAGACGUCAACGUGGAUUAGCUAUACUGAAUUGUGUUCCAAUGAAAAGAAAAAGAAAACGUCGUCCAGACAUCAUGGAUUUCUCCUUGAAAGAUUUUGUUCAUGCCUAAAUUCGGCAUUUGAUUACAAAGCGAAAUGCCGUUGCAUAAUUCUUCUUGAGCUAGGAUUAUUACAUCGGUGAAAAUGCCACUUUACAUGGAAACGUCGACAUGAAUUUGUCAACGAGAACAUCACUCCUUUUACAUGAUCGCUUUGCAGUUAGAGUUCGCGUCUAUCGCGCCUCUAUCACUGAAAAUGUGGGUCGGCUAAUAACCCAUACAUUUAUUGGAGAGUUUUGGAUGCGACUGUUUCAGGGCCGCGGAAGAUCCCCUCGUGAUCGGAUUUCAUCAGCCCGUGUGGGAUGGAUUUUAGUGUUUAUUUGUCCCGAGUUUCAUCGCUGUCAUAAGCGGGCGAAGGGAUGGAGGGUGUAACUUAAGCCCCGGGGACGUGACGAGUGAGGGAUUUAAGGAUUAACUUUUGGAAAUUGCCUGGAGCAAAAGUUCAGGUCUUACAAAUAAUUUCACCUUGACGGUAUAUGGGACAAGAUCUUGAGCAAGUAUAAGGUUUAACCCGAAAUCACGAUCUGGAAAAAUGUAAAAACAACUAUUAGUAAUUAACUUCAACAAAACAACUAUUACCAACAACCACCAGGAGCAGCAGCAACCAAAGGCUAAUUAAACUUAUUAAUGAAGUUUUGUUUCGGGCGCCGCAUUAUAUCCGCAUCUUUCAUUGUACAUAUCAAUUCGUAGCUUGCUAUAAUAUUUUUUUUGUCUAGUGAUAAUUACAUCUUUAUCCAUUUUACUUGUUUCAAAGUAGA